AAUCUACGUAUCCCUGUCCUUUUUUCUCCAACGGGCAAUUGUUUUUCCAUUAACUCUUCUCUGUAAAAGCUCAAACUCACUCUUCUUAACAAUGGCGGAAGCAGAAACGCAGAGUUCGGAAGCGGAAAGCUAUGCAAAUUCAUCGUCUUCUACUUCCCCCAAUUCGUCCAUGCAAAACUCUGUUCUUCUGGGCUCGUCGUCCGGCGGCGCAGAGGCGGUGAAAACUCCGAAGGUUUCGGAGAGUAGUAGGUGGCGUGGGAAGAGAGGCAGAGAGAGCGGUGGGCAUAGACACCCUGUGUACAGAGGCGUGCGGAUGCGCAGCUGGGGGAAAUGGGUGUCGGAAAUUCGGGAGCCGCGGAAGAAGUCGCGGAUAUGGCUGGGAACUUACCCCACCGCCGAAAUGGCGGCGAGAGCUCACGACGUGGCGGCGCUGAGCAUCAAGGGGAGCUCCGCCAUCCUCAACUUCCCCCACCUCGCCGCCUCCCUCCCUACCCCGACGUCUCGCUCGCCCAGAGACGUUCAGGCCGCCGCCGCCAAAGCCGCCGCAAUGGAGGAGCUGAAUUCUUCUUCUUCUCCUUCUUCUCCUUUGUCGACGUCAGCAUCUUCAUCGGAGUGUGCGUCAGCAGCCACGUUAGCGUCGGAUGAGCUCCUGCUAGGGGAGAUCAUUGAGCUGCCGCCUCUGGAGGGGAGCGUUGACUUUUUGGAAUCAAAUGCCGAAUUGACGGUGGCUGACGCGGCGGCGGCGGCGGAGGGGUGGGUGUAUCCGCCGUGGUGGGCGUCGGACGGUGCAGAAAUCUUUGGCUAUUUUCUUGAUCAAGAAGGUGAUGUUAGUCUUGGAGAUUGUGUGUUUCCAGAGAGCUUUGGCUAAUCCAAUUUGACGUACUAUUCUUCAAUUAAGGUUUCUCUACUGCCCACCAAAAUACUAAUCCUAUAAUCAAUAAUGUUCGUUCUAUGUAGGAGUGCCGCACUUUACAUUUCAUUUUUAUCCAUCCUUUUGUAAUAUUUUGGUAGUAUGUGUAUAUAAAUAUAUAAUUUCUUAUAAUGUCAAUACAAAGUCAUACAUUUGAUCUGUUUUUA
Ipomoea nil (Japanese morning glory) is the source of this 1077-nucleotide messenger RNA. RefSeq names its product ethylene-responsive transcription factor TINY-like. The transcript has a single exon. The record is from RefSeq and is a predicted model, not a curated record. Bases 92 to 868 code for a protein of 258 amino acids. Gene Ontology annotation, biological process: regulation of DNA-templated transcription. Gene Ontology annotation, molecular function: DNA-binding transcription factor activity; DNA binding. Lineage: Eukaryota; Viridiplantae; Streptophyta; Magnoliopsida; Solanales; Convolvulaceae.